This is a messenger RNA of Cryptococcus wingfieldii CBS 7118, 2322 nucleotides long. RefSeq names its product biotin-[acetyl-CoA-carboxylase] ligase. Gene Ontology annotation, biological process: protein modification process. The coding region runs from base 1 to 2322 and encodes 773 amino acids. The record is from RefSeq and is a predicted model, not a curated record. Gene Ontology annotation, molecular function: biotin--[biotin carboxyl-carrier protein] ligase activity. Gene Ontology annotation, cellular component: cytoplasm. Lineage: Eukaryota; Fungi; Basidiomycota; Tremellomycetes; Tremellales; Cryptococcaceae. The transcript is spliced from 4 exons.
AUGCCUGGCCCUGCGCCCUCCGCACACCAAGUGCUCGUCUACUCCGGCCCAGGCGUGUCCCCCCUCUCCCUCUCCCACACCCUCCUCACCCUCCGCCUCAUCCUCCUUCCCCACUACACCGUCCAGCCAGUCACACCCGAAAUCCUCUACUCUCAGCCAUGGGAGCCCUCUUGUGCUUUGCUCGUCAUUCCAGGGGGUAGGGAUUUGCCCUUUGUUGAAGCCCUGACAGAGCGGAGGGCGGUGACAGAGAAGAUCAGAGAGUAUGUCCAGGAAGGGGGGCGAUACUUGGGCCUGUGUGCUGGUGCAUACUUUGCCUGUGAACAGGUCAAAUUCGACGUCGGGGGAGGCUUGGAAGUAUGCGGCAAGAGGGACCUAGGCUUCUUCCCCGGACCCUGCGUCGGGCCCGUCUUUGAAGGGUUCGAAUACGCCUCCGAAGCCGGAUCGCGAGCUCUUACCCUGAACCUGGAGACUGGUUCUCGAGAGGUUCACCAUAUAUACUAUAAUGGUGGUGGACACUUUGCACUCCCUUCGCCGGCUCCUGCCAAUGUCGAGGUCCUCGCGCGAUUCAACUAUCCCGCCUCGUCUCCGGCAUCUGAACAACGCAUAGCGGUAGUCUUGACCAAGAACGGCAAGGGUCGCACGUUGCUAGCCUCUGUGCACCCAGAAUACCCGCUGUCAGACCCACCUGCAAGCAAUGCUAUCGAGAAGCUUGAUGUCCACCUGACCAAAGAGGAACUCGAGGUGAGCGACAAGGCGAGAGUAGCUUGGGUUGCAGAGUUGCUCGUCAGUCUUGGACUCAAGCCGCCCGCGCACGAGAGUAUCUCUGGAGCUCAGACGGAUAUUGAGGAGGACCCCGCCCUUCUCUUCCAUCCUACCCAUCCAUCUCCCAUAUUCUUGCUCUCUCACCCCAGUCUGCCCCAACUCCCGUCGACAGCGGUGAAUAAGACAGAGCUGAAGAGCAAGAUGGUGCAGGUAGACGGGUGGAGCUUCUUGAGAGAUGCGAAUGAUGAAGUCAGAUUCGGAGAGGUGGAGGCUACUUGCGAAGAUGCGGAAGCCUCUGAAGAGUCUGUUGCAAAGUGGCUUGGGACUGCGAGACGGACCAAGCCAGUAUUUGAACCUGCUCUGGACAAGCUGUCCCUCGACGAAGAGUCUGAUGUUUUUCGACCGCCCCCUCCCCCAGAUCUUCACUCCCUUCUCAAGACAAUUCUUUUGGCAUCCCCUUCUAUCCCGUACUCUCCUCGCUGGACACCACUAUUCAAUCUUUCUACCUAUUGGAACGAGCUCGACCAGGCUCGAAAGAGGCUUGGUAGGCGUUCUGGGAUCAUGCGCCCUGGACGGGAUGGACUAGACGAGAGGUGCUCCUUGGGUGACUGUGUCCUAUACGGGGAGACGGUUACGAGUACACAAACCAUGCUGGACGCCAACCCUCUCCUCCUCUCAAACCUUCCCGCGCCCCUUGCCUUCCUUGCCUCCUUCCAGUUGUCUGGACGUGGUCGCGGCGGCAACAUGUGGCUCUCUCCUCCUGGGUGUCUGCAGUUCUCAAUCCUUCUUGAUCUCCCCCAGGAGCUCUCGUCAAAGAUGGUAUUCAUCCAGUAUAUGAUGGCGCUUGCAGUGGCCGAAGCGGUAGAUGAAGAUGGAAGGCUAGGUGUGAGGAUCAAAUGGCCGAAUGAUAUUUAUGCGGAAGUGGAAGGCGUGGGUGGAAGCGAGGUUGGGAGUGGCAAGAAGGGCAAGGCGAAGCUUGGUGGUAUAUUGGUCAACACCAGUUAUGUUGGAGGCAGGUGGAGAGUCGCCGUUGGCUGUGGUAUCAACGUCCUCAACGCGCUACCCACGACCUCCCUGUCUCAACUCCACUCUCUGCAAGCCGCUAAGCUUUCCUCAUCCAACAAGCCUCUUCCUCCUGCGCCCACCAUGGAAGGCACUUUUGCCCGUAUCAUGAGUUUCUUCGAUGCCAAGUGGGAGCAAUUCAUCGAGGAGAAAGGGUUCAAGGGAUUCAUGGAUGAGUAUCAUGGAAGAUGGUUGCACGCUGGGCAAGAGGUGACUCUGACAACGACUGAGCCUCAUACCCGCGUGCGCAUCUUGCAAAUCACACCAGAUCACGGACUUUUGCGCUGCAUACCCUUGUCGAACCCUCGGCCCCAGGCGUCGCAUGGGCUCACUCCUCUAUACGACAGGAAUGUCGACGAGGGGGAGAACGAUCGGGGUGGGUGGUCGUCCAAGCAAAGCAGUGGUGCGGGAAGCAAUGGAUCUAGUCCCUAUGUCGAUCUUCAGCCGGAUGGGAAUAGUUUUGAUCUGAUGAGUGGCCUGAUCAGGAGAAAGGCUUAG